Cucurbitaria berberidis CBS 394.84 is the source of this 433-nucleotide messenger RNA. RefSeq lists its product as uncharacterized. The record is from RefSeq and is a predicted model, not a curated record. The transcript has a single exon. NCBI's taxonomy places the organism in Eukaryota, Fungi, Ascomycota, Dothideomycetes, Pleosporales, Cucurbitariaceae. The coding region runs from base 32 to 265 and encodes 77 amino acids.
GUGGUGUGAAGCCUGGGGUCGGCAGCAACACAUGCUAUUUCUAUUGGCCCGUGCGAUUAGCGUACCGGUCGCCACUUCCUCUAGCCCGCCCGCUUCCUGCCCUGUAUGUGUCGACGAUUUCUCGAUUGCUUUCCAUCUUUUCUUUUCCGGCUGCGACAUGAUGCGAAUUAACAAUUGCAUUACACAAAGCCCUCGCUGGGCAACUCCCCACCACUGGCCCAACUUCUCGAGUCCAGCUCACCUUGCUGCUUUGCUCACCUCCUGACCUUCAGCUCGUAUUGUUCCACGCGCGUGAUUGACGCGGCGGCUUACAUACCCGUCGUCUUGUCGCUCUGAAGGCAAACGCGUCUGUCCACACGAUCACAUAGCUGGAGUCAUCAGUAUGCUAAGAGAAGCUUGUCUGGCUCCAACUACCGUCUGCAAACGCGGGGUC